Mya arenaria is the source of this 1795-nucleotide messenger RNA. RefSeq lists its product as uncharacterized. NCBI's taxonomy places the organism in Eukaryota, Metazoa, Mollusca, Bivalvia, Myida, Myidae. Bases 253 to 699 code for a protein of 148 amino acids. The transcript is spliced from 3 exons. The record is from RefSeq and is a predicted model, not a curated record.
AGCUUAUGAUAAUUAUCUGUUUUAACUUAAAGCUAAAACGACAUUAAUUAUUUGUUGUUGGUUUUCAUGACAAAUUAGAAACGUAACGAACGUUUAAUCGGAAUGAUUGAACGUUUUUGUUUACGUGCAAAUAAAUAUUUAAAUAAUAAUAGAAUAAAACGCAGUUGCAUAUUAUAAGCUUUAUAGUUUGCUCACACCAAAGAUUCUUAAAUUGAUUCGAACUGAGCAUCGGUCUCGAUUUCACUUUACAAAAUGUCGUACAUGUUUGUUUUAACACUGUUUGUAGCAUGUGUUCAUGUGGAAGGAAUUUCGGAGGUUUUCUGUCCAUCAUGCUCACAUGUUGAAUGCAAUGAAACGGAUGUUCCAACAGUAGACGAAGGAAUUCUCCUUGUGCAAGUGCACGAGUCUAUUACCCUAUACAAUAGCGCAUGCGUCGAUAAUCAGUUGAUCCCAGAGCGUUGCCACGAGCCUCCGAGAGUUUUUGUUAAUAGGUGUCAAAAUGCCACCAUAGACCACAUACAGCCACGUUUGGGGUGGUCCCUAUCAGAACAAGGCGUUAAAGGCUUGGUACGAGGUUGCGUGCCAGUCCCCGAGGCUUACCUGACGGAUGUAGGAGCCUCCAGACGCUUAGCAACCAGGAGAAAUCUCUCUUUGUGGCGUGGACUGGCCUCCAGGGCUUCAAGGAAGGGCAUUCCAUGACAGGACAAGUCUGUGUUGUCACAAACAAUUGAGGACAAACGUGAUUUUGUUUAUUUAUUGCACAAUUUGACAAAAAAGAAUUACGAUUUGGCGUAAUAUUAUUAAACAUUUGGCCGAUUGUUCAUAACUGUGGUAAAGUUAACAAAGUGAUUUACUACAUCGUUGUUAACUGUUCGUCGUGAGAUAGUAUACAGCCAUGUGUGUAACAAUCAAAACUGGUGUCUCUUGGAGUCGGGGAUGACAUAUGAACUUACUGUUGCCCGGGGCCCUAUAUGCUGAGCGCAACACUAUGCCAUCCCCGACACCAAGGGACAGACGUUUUGCCUAUCACACGAAUAACCAUGAAAUAACUGUUUUAUUACUUGAUCAAAAGUUAUCGUAACAAAAAAAAGGAAUUAAGUGUCUUAUUAACUGAUCAAAAUUGUAUUUGAUGAAAGUAUAAAAAAAUGACCGAACGUUACUUAUAUACCGUCUAAUAAAACUUGACAAUUUCUAUGAUAUAAUAGCGCGAGAGGGAAACAGGUAAAUAUAACUGUUGAAUGGGGAAUAGUUAAAUCCAAAAUUGAAAGGUUUCAUAUUAAGCAGCAAAGAUAACAGAUUUGUUUUUUUAUGACAAAUCAGCUGAUAAUUGAUGAUAUUGCAUAUUUUUAAAUAAAAUUAUUACAGCUUAAACAAAGGUAAAAUACUGCAGAUAACUUAUCAUCCAUUAAAUUUGCAGAGCAGAAAAUAUUUGAACUUACACAACGAUAACGUUUACAACGUUGCUAGCAUUAACGAAUUUCUGGAAAAUCUGCCCAUUGACGUAACUUUUAGACUCAACUUAAAGAUCUUUAAAGAACCUUCCUCCUUUGAAACGGUCAAAUAAACUGAUUAAAAUUAUAUUCUAUUUUCUUAUUAUGGUCAUAUGGAUUGGGCGUUGAUCAGAUAUGAUACCGUACAAAGAUAAAUGACAAAAGAAACCCAGGUUAACCAUUCUGAUUGCUUGAAUAUACUUGGAUUAUUGUUUUGGUAAUAUGUUAAACCAAAUUACAUGUGUGCAUAUUACUGCUUUGAAAAAUGCUUUCUAUGUUUUCUACAAAUAAUAACAUUUAAUGUU